GUCGUAUUUGUUUGACUGGCCAAUCAAUAUAUGAUUCCCGUAGAGCGUUUGGUAUUCUUCGUCGUCGCCUUUUAAGAACCCUAGAUCUCUCUCCAUCUCUCUAUCUCCUUGUCAAUCCUCAAUCCCAGAUUCAAAAGAAAGAGCAAUGGAUGACAGCUGUGCCGUCUGCGCCGACAAUCUCGAAUGGGUUGCCUACGGAUCUUGUGGCCACCGAGAAGUCUGCUCCACAUGCGUCGUCCGUCUCCGUUUCGUCCUCUGCGAUCCUCGCUGCUGCAUCUGCAAAACCGAGUCUCCCCUCAUCUUCGUCACCAAGGCGUUGGGUGAUUAUACGAGGACGAUCAACGACUUCUCGACGUUCCCGACGGCGCCGAAGGAAGGCCGAGUAGCGGGAGGGUUCUGGUACCAUGAAGACACUCAGGCCUUCUUUGAUGAUUUGGAUCAGUACAGGAUGAUCAAGGCCAUGUGUAGGCUCUCCUGCAGUGUCUGCGACAAGGCGGAGGAGGAGCAAGGGCCCGGGCCGAGGCAUCGUUUGAGGAUUAAGAGCGUUGAGCAGCUCAAGGGUCAUUUGUAUCAUAAGCACAAAUUGAAUAUGUGUAAUUUAUGUCUUGAAGGGCGUAAGAUAUUCAUAGGGGAGCAGAAGUUGUAUACGAGGGCUCAGCUUAACCAACAUAUACACACUGGUGACUCUGAGGUUGAUGGAAGUGAGAGUGAAAGAGGAGGCUUUGCUGGUCAUCCUAUGUGUGAGUUCUGUAGGAAUCCUUUCUAUGGUGAUAAUGAGUUGUAUACUCACAUGACUACUGAGCAUUAUACCUGUCACAUUUGCCAAAGGUCGCAAACAGGGAAAUAUGAAUACUAUAAAAACUAUGAUGACUUGGAGCUUCACUUUCGUCGAGACCAUUUCCUUUGUGAGGACGACUCCUGCCUUUCAAAGAAGUUCAUUGUUUUCCCAAACGAAUCAGAGUUGAAAAGGCAUAACGCGAUAGAGCAUGGGGGUAGGAUGUCUCGUGCUCAGCGAACUGCUGCGUUACAGAUACCAACGAGUUUCCGAUAUAGUCGUGGAAAUGACCAAGAAAGUCGUCGUGGAAGACCUCGAUCAUUCCGUCGCGAACCUGGUGGUGGCGAUGAUAAUUAUAAUCGUGCAGUCAAUGCUGCUCUUCGUUUAUCUGAGGCUGAGUAUUCUAGGCAAGAGCCUCCUCCACCUUCAAGUGCACCACCACCUGGAUUCUCUGAGAACAACAACAGAGACAUGGAUGAUGGUGAUCCUCUUAUCCAACCAAUGGAAUCUCUUUCAACUACCGAUAUGGAGCCCUCUUCGCGAUAUCUUCAAGCUGUGGGCAGUUCUGGUGGUGGUGGUUCACGUCUGCAAGAAUCUGCUUUUCCUCCUCUUGCUGGUCAACCUAGAUCUGGACAGAACUUGGAGGGUUUGCCUACUAACACCUUGGCUGCUCGUCUGAGACGUCAAACAAAUCGAACUCCUAGCGCUACUGCUAUUGCUAGUCCUUCUCAAGCAUGGCCAGCGGUUAACCGAGCUUCCAAUACAAGUAGCGGUGGCAACCCUUCUUCCGGAUGGCCAGCAAUAGGUCGCGCACCUGUACAAGCAUCUAGCUCUUCAGCUCAAUCUAGGUCCCAUGCCAGAGUUGCUCAGCCCAGACCUCCUAAUUCACAGGCUGCUCGUAAUGGAAAUAUGAUUCCUCACUCAUCCUCAGCUCCUAAUCUAUCUGAUACAAGAUCACUUCAUUCAGAAUUUCCUCCUGUUUCUGCUGCUGCUCGCAAGACACCAUCAUCCACCAUCACACAGGGAACAUCAAACUCCCAACCACCACCUCCAGAUGUGCAAUCUGCUAACAAGUCAUUGGUUGAGCAAAUGCGAUCUGCACUUGGUCAUGAUGAAGAAUUGUUUAUGACCUUCAAAGAUGUAUCAGGACAGUAUCGUCAAGGUUCGAUUGAUGCAACAACUUACUUGGAGUAUGUGAAAGGUUAUGGAUUGUCUCACUUGGUUAUUGACCUUGCAAGACUCUGCCCUGACCCUAGAAGGCAGAAGGAACUCAUUGAUGCUCACACUGCCAGUUUGAGAAACAACGCAGCAAAGGAGAAUGGUCCAGCUGCUGCUCCAGGGCAGAGUUCGUCGUCUCAAGCUCAAGAGAGUAAGAAAAACAAAGGGAAAGCUGUGAAGGUUGCUGAUCCAAAAGAAGCAGUAGCAGAUAACUUUAUGGAGACAGUGAGGAGACUACAAUCCUCGCAGAAUUUUCAUGAAGAAGAAGAAGAAGAGGUUAUAUCGAAAGAUAAGAAUGCUUACAGGUCUGACAAAGGCAAAUCGAAAGUGGAGUCUACUUCAACCGGAAGUAAGCAGCAACGUAAGAAAACCUCAAAGUUUCACAGAGUACGGCUUGGUGACGGAUCAAUGGCAGCAUUGCUAAAUGUGAACUCCUCUUACCAUGAGCCUCAUGAACCAGAAUCAAAAGAUGACAAUAAUAAUAGUAGCCAGAAUCAAACCGGUGUACGUGGUGUUUGGCGUAAAGGAGGUGCACAACUUUUCUCCUAGAGAUUCAAGUCUCUCUUGGCUUCUUCUAGGAAGGUAUCAUGUACAAGCUUGACUGGCCGCACAUUUUUAUGUCAGUGGCAAGGAGAGCAUUUUUGAGUAAGUUUUAUGAAUGAUGGUCUCUCGUUUUGUUGCUUUUGUGUUUUUUUUCUUUGGUAUGUUUGGUAUUUUCUUGGUUUUUUUGGAGGGACUUAUUAGAAGAAGUGGAACUGUAACAAUUAAUAUAUUGUCAUAAGUUUAUAUUAUUAAAACAACAGUUUCUUUUUCUACA
Messenger RNA from Brassica rapa (field mustard), 2810 nucleotides. Its product is annotated as E3 ubiquitin-protein ligase ZNF598. Gene Ontology annotation, molecular function: ribosome binding; ubiquitin protein ligase activity. The record is from RefSeq and is a predicted model, not a curated record. Gene Ontology annotation, biological process: protein ubiquitination; rescue of stalled cytosolic ribosome. NCBI's taxonomy places the organism in Eukaryota, Viridiplantae, Streptophyta, Magnoliopsida, Brassicales, Brassicaceae.